UGUCCAUUACAUACCUUCACUCUCUCUCUCUCUCAUCCUAAGCCACACAAACUAAGGGAAGAAGAAGAAGAAGAAGGGGAUUCCAGAAUGGAGUACUACACGGAUGGGAAGUGGAAACUGUCCAAGGAUGAACCAAACAGCCCUUCCACCUCCUCCUCCUCGUCGGCGGCAAUGACGAUGAUGAGGAGCAUGUCGCAGAGGGGCGCCGCCUCCUCCAAUCACCCUCCUCUUCCCAGGAGUUAUUCGCACAGGAACCCGGCGGCGUCCUCCUCCUCCUCCUCCAAGUCCGCUACUAACUUCGGCCGCAAGUGCAAGAACUUGGCCAAGGAACAGAAGGCCAAAUUCUACAUUGUCAAGCGCUGCAUUGCCAUGCUUGUCCGCCGGAAUAAACACCGCCACCACGACGACGACUCCUCUUGAAUCUAUGCCAUCACUACGUGACGCUCACUGUAUCGGUAGGACAGAUGUACGGUCCAGAUUGAGACUAUGUAAUUUCAAUCACAUAUAUAGAUUUAGUUUUUUUUUUUUUUUUUUUUUCCUUUUCUUACUACCCUUGUAAUGCUAUCAUGCUAGAUGAGACUAAUUCAGUUGAGUUUCAGUCGAAUUUCAAUUGAAGUAACUCUUCUAAAGGUAAUAUUAUAUUGCAUACACACG
Molecule: messenger RNA, 654 nt
Organism: Ipomoea triloba (trilobed morning glory)
Lineage: Eukaryota; Viridiplantae; Streptophyta; Magnoliopsida; Solanales; Convolvulaceae
Exons: 1
Coding region: 88-420 (110 amino acids)
Biological process (GO): negative regulation of cell population proliferation
Source: RefSeq, a predicted model, not a curated record